This is a messenger RNA of Paramisgurnus dabryanus, 3398 nucleotides long. Lineage: Eukaryota; Metazoa; Chordata; Actinopteri; Cypriniformes; Cobitidae. The record is from RefSeq and is a predicted model, not a curated record.
GCGGUAAUGCACUUUGUUACUCCGCAAAAAGCCGACAUACAAUAGGAGUUGCUUCCGUGUGUUUUAUUACAUUUGUUUUUAAUGUUAUACUUGGUAAAAUGUCAAAAUUAGAUAUGUUACAUUCGCAUUUGUUGAAUCGGAUGUCUGCUGUCAUUCGUGAGAUCUUUGAGGAGGUGGAGGCAACAGUGAAAGAUUAUCGAGAGGAGACUGAUCGCACUCGAACGGAGAACGCAAAGCUUAAACGACAACUGAGGGAUGUUUUGAUCAGGACAGAGACACAUGUAAACGGAAAAGUCCAUCAAAUCUCUCAGCAUGUUACUGAUGAAGUUUUCCCCACAGAACUACCAGAAGGUGGGUCUGGGUACCAGAAGGAAACAGAAGACCAAGAGACUUUGCGAACAGAGGAGCAUGGCCAGAGUCCAGAUUCAUUCAGUGAUGAAAAACCAUGCUUACAAGACUUCAUUUCAUAUAGUAAAACAGGUUCAGAGGAUAUGGAGUCAGUGCAUUUAAAAGAGAGCUCCUCCAUAUCAUCUCUAUCUUCUAUGGAAGAACAGCAGCUUGUUUCUCAGGGUAAAGAUAAGAGGUGGAAUGCAAACUUGCCCACUGAUACCAUCAAGACUGAGCAAAAUGACACUAUUAUCACAAUAACAUCAUCAGUUAUUACUGCCCCUGCAGGUCAGUGUCACGGCUCAGAUACAACACACAAGCUAAGAACAGGCUGUGACACUUCAUCCACGUUGAAUAAAACACAGAGGAAAGAGCUCCAUUACACGCGACACUCCGCUACUAUAGCAGACAAACAUGAUCGCAACGGGCCGUAUAAGUGUAACAAAUGUGGAAGGCUGUUAAAGGACUUGACAAAACUGCAGUUGCACAGGAAAUUGCAUGAAAGAUCCUUCAGCUGUCACUGGUGUGGCAGAGACUUUUCUAAGUUUGAUUAUCUUCGCAUGCAUAUGCGCACGCACACGGGAGAGCGGCCAUAUCGCUGUAACUGGUGCUCAAAGACCUUCACUCAGUGUGGCAACAUGAGGAGACAUGAGCGCACAUGUCAGAUGUUUACUAAAGAAGCAACAGCAUACGCACAAGAAGAUAGACCACUUCUUAAGUUGUGACAAGUUUUGGAAGCUAAAUGUUGCAGGAUCACAGCAUGUUUGCCUCAAUACUCAUCUGAAAAAGCAGUAACGUCUGUUUACUUUGACAGCUGAAAUCGGUUUUCAUCAGAUUUAUUGUUAUAUGUAUUGUUUUAUUAAGGGUUAUGAGAAUAUAACUUAUCCAACCCACUGAAAAAGGGUUCAAACAUUUCUCACACCAAAUGGCAGGAUUUUUAGGUGUUUUCAGACCAGAGCCUUUGUUUUGGAAACUGGUGCGUUUUCUCCCUUGGUUUGAUUCGUUUAGGCUGACAUGAACACGUCAGUCGUGCUUAGAUCCGCACCAAAACAAACUUGCAAACUACUCUGGAGCAUUUCGGUGUAAUUGUAAAGGCUCUCUUAUUGCUUUUUUAAUAGUGCUGGGCAAAGAUUAAUCGCGAUUAAUCGCAUACAAAUAAAAGUAUUUUUUUUGCACAAGAUAUUAGUGUGUGCUGUGUGUUGUUAUUAUUAUGUAUAUAUAAAUACACACACAUUCAUGUAUUUAAGAAACAUAUAUAUAUUUAUUAAUAUUUUGAUAAAUUCUAUAUUAUAUAUAAACAAAAAAAUGGAUAUAUAAAUAAAAUAUUUAUUAUUAAAUAUUUCUGAAAUGUAUAUAUGUAUGUGUCUGUGUUUUAUGUAAUUACAUGAUUAUUACACACAGCACAGACACAUGUAUUGUGCAAAAAUGCACUUUUAUUUUGUAUGCGAUUAAUUGCGAUUAAUCUUUGCCCAGCACUAUUUUUUUUAACCAUGAACAUAACUGAUAUAUGAAAUUGCAACAUUAUAGCCAUCUAACCACUGGGUUGAACAAAGCAAUCGAUCUACAGGUCUAAAAACACCCUGUUGACUGACACAUAAAUAAGAGCAGUGCACAUUUGUAUAUAUAUUUAUAUAGUAGACUCCGACAAAGGGUUUACUUAAAAAAAAAACACACAGCAACUGUGUCUCAUUUAAGAUGGUGUCAUGCAUUUUGUGUAGUUUGAACACAUGUUAAAGCUGAUAUUUUUGUGUGCAACAACAAAUAAACAUAGUUUGAACCAGUCCCUGUAUCUCAAUUUUGCCCUGGGGCAGUAGUGGACCAGUGAAUCUGAAAAAAAUGUAUGCUUAUAGGGAAACCCAGUUAAUAUUAUCAUAUCAGAUGUUUUACAUUCGUACAGAUUAACACUAGAUAUUUGUUUAUGUCUGAUGCUUAAUUUCAAUAUAUGCCUACAUUUUCUACCAACUAUCCCAGUACAUUUACAGAGAAAUAAUUUGUAGUAAUGACAUUACACCUGAUCACCGACAGAGCACAACAAAAACAUAUUAUUUUGUUCAAUUUCACACAUAUGUCUCUAUUUAGAAUAUAGGAUGUGUAUUUUAGGCACAGCAGUUGUAGUGGCAAAAAGUCUUAGCUUGAAUCUUCAUAAGAAAAAUACUCAGGAGACAAAGGUUCCAGGUGCAAAACAAAAAUUACUUUAUUCGCUCGAGCCAACAAAGUGAGACAAUCAACACCCCUCAAAGAGGUGCUCAAAGAUCAUCUGCCCUCCCAACAUCUGACUCCACUUUUAUUCAGUAAGAUCAAACACUUCUUAUCUGAGAUGACGUACAUUCUUCUCAUUGGUCUCGGCCUGCCACAAUUAAUUUAUUUGUUUGAUGUAGCAGAAGGGCAACUGAAUCCUUCCUCAUAUCUAAAAUGAUAUAUUCUGCUUAUUGGUUAUCAUGGCCUUGGCUUUCCCUGACACAACCAACUUAUUGUUAAUGUGGCUUAGUAUGACACCGGACGAAUUCUCUAAUCUAAAAUGACGUACUCUUGUUUAUCAGUUGUUUUGACCUUGUUUCUCAAACUAAUCGUGGCGAGAUCAAUCGGGGUAUAGUCGCAGGAUCGCACCUGGGCUCUUUUAAUUAGGAAAAGAAAGUUUAACUGGGUGUCAUUACAGCCUUGUGUAGAAACAACAGGCCUUAGGCCUAAUAUAAUAUUAAUACAGUAUUUGAUCAGUAAUAUACCCAACAGAAACUACUAUAUAUUUUCAUGUGUUAUCAAUAUACAAAACAAGAUGUAGUUCAUAUCAAAACAUUGCACUUAAUUAGAAACAACAUAUUGUCAUCUUUUCCUUUUGAUAAUGGCUUUGUCAUGUAUUUUUGCAAUGCAUCAAAUUUCUCCCAGGGUACUGAUAUAUGAUUUUAAGUUUACCAACCACUUAUAAGGAUUAAUAUCCCUUAUAAAAAACACAAAUUGUGAUCAUACUACUGUAAAGCGUUAUUCAUCACAUUGUAUAUGUCAAUAUCAUGUAA